Molecule: messenger RNA, 1515 nt
Organism: Fonsecaea erecta
Lineage: Eukaryota; Fungi; Ascomycota; Eurotiomycetes; Chaetothyriales; Herpotrichiellaceae
Exons: 6
Coding region: 1-1515 (504 amino acids)
Biological process (GO): transmembrane transport; carbohydrate transport
Cellular component (GO): membrane
Molecular function (GO): carbohydrate:proton symporter activity
Source: RefSeq, a predicted model, not a curated record
AUGGCGAGGGAGUGGUUCAAGCCAGGGCGGUCCGUCCAGCUUGCCAUCACUUACACUUGCCUGUCGGCUUUUGUUCUUUUUGGCUGGGACCAAGGCGUCUUCGGCGGCUUGAUCACCAACCCCGACUUCCUCGACAUCUUUCACCACCCAGGCCCUGGAUUUCUGGGUAUUAUUGUCUCCAUCUACAAUGUGGGCUGCUUCAUCGGGUGUGCCAUCAACUUCUUCAUCGGGGCGCGCUUCGGCCGACGACAUGCGAUUUGGGCGGCCAUGUUCUGCAUCGCUCUCGGAGCUGUCAUCCAAGACUCUGCCUACUCAGUCCCCCAGCUGAUGGUCGGCCGCAUCAUCACCGGAUUUGGCGUCGGCAUCGACACCUCGACCGUCCCCAUGUAUCAGUCCGAGCUGUGCAAAAGAGAACACCGCGGCAGACUCGUCACUUCGGAGGUGCUGUUCACGGCCGUCGGCGUGUCGAUGGCCUACUUCUUCGACUACGGCAUGAGCUUCACCAAGGGUCCCAUCGCGUGGCGGCUCCCGAUUGCUCUUCAGAUACCGAUGGCAGCCAGUGUUGCGCUUUUGGUGGUGGGACUGCCAGAAACGCCUCGUUGGUUGAUCCAGCAAGGCCGCACGGACGAGGGCGUGGCGGUCUUGUGUAAAGUCUGGAACACCACACCUGAGGACCCCGUGAUCCAGACCGAGAAGAGAGACAUUCUGCAGGCCAUUGCUUUGGAAGAGGCCGAGCCGUUCAAAUGGGUCCGCAUAUUCAAGCGGGAUCCCGUGCAGACCGGCUGGCGCGUGUUUUUGGCAUGCCUAGUAUUGUUCAUGAAUCAGUGGGCGGGCAUCAACGUCAUCGUCUUCUACUCAGCGACUGUACUCGAAGUCAACGUUGGCCUCAAUCGCAAUACCGCCAUUGUUGUGGGUGGCUGUCUAAACCUGGCGUUCGCGGUCGGAUCACUGGUUCCAGCGCUGGGAGCUGAUCGCCUGGGUCGAAAGAAGCCCAUGAUGUUUGGAGCCAUCGGAAUGGGUCUUUCGAUGAUGGUGGUGGCCAUUCUACUGUCUUACAGUGGAACGGACAUAGGGAAGGCGACGGCCAAUGCUUCCAUUGCGUUCUUCAUUACCUAUAUGCUCUGCUUCGGUGCCAGCUUAAAUGCGAUUCCGUGGUGUUACAGCACGGAGAUUCUCCCACUGCGCCUUCGUGCCCAAGGAACUGCGCUGGCUGUAUUCAACAACUGGGUCUGGGUUUUCGUUAUUGUCCAAAUCACGCCUACACUGGUCCACAACAUCACCUGGAAGACCUACCUGGUCUUCAUGGCAUUCAACUUUGCCUUUGUGCCUAUGAUCUACUUCUGGUUCCCCGAGACCAAAGGCCUGGGUCUCGAGGAGAUCGACUACAUCUUCUUGAAGUCUGACCGCCUGCCCGAGGACCAGCGAGGACAGGUUGGGGCCCCGGUCGUGGGCGCCGAGUUGGACGGCAAGUCGCACUCGACCGAGAUUGAAACGAGGGAGAAGACCACCGUCUAG